Messenger RNA from Tetranychus urticae (two-spotted spider mite), 1702 nucleotides. RefSeq names its product formylglycine-generating enzyme. The record is from RefSeq and is a predicted model, not a curated record. NCBI's taxonomy places the organism in Eukaryota, Metazoa, Arthropoda, Arachnida, Trombidiformes, Tetranychidae. Gene Ontology annotation, biological process: protein oxidation. Gene Ontology annotation, molecular function: formylglycine-generating oxidase activity. Gene Ontology annotation, cellular component: endoplasmic reticulum.
GAAAAACCUUAACGAUCCGAAACUAAAUGAACAACUCAAUGAUUUACCUAUCUAAUCAUCUUCUUAAAGAAAACCAUUGUGAUAUUUAUUACUCUUUGAUUGUAAUUCUACUUUAUUUGAUACCGUGAUACUUUGUGAAACCUAAUCUUAACCAGAUAAUUAUGCAUCUAUUAUCCAAAACUAGCCUUAAAGGUCGAAGUCUUACCGUGUUGAUACAAGCAUAUGAACGCUUAAAAUCACAAUUACUAUCUGAUAAUUUCUGCCAGUCAUUUUGUUGAUGGUUGUCUUGAUAUGAUAAGCUAUUGGUAUCGAAUAAAGAUAUUGACUCAUUGAGUUUACAGACGUAAUGUCCAGUGUAUGUCUAUCUCACUACUCGAUCAUAAUUUCUCCAGUUAAUACGUAAAAAUCAAAAUCAACAUCAAGCUUUUACAGACAUAGCAGAUUAUUACAAGUCAUAAAAAUUGAUCUUAAUGUGUCCAGAAAACUAAUCCAAUAUAAUAUGACUAAGCUAAUAUUCAGGAAGUGCAGCUCAAUAAGUGACCCAACUCAACUUUUAGUAAAAGUAUGUUUGAUCUUUUUCAUUUUAAUAUCAAAUGCUCGUGAUGGUUUCUGUGAUUGUGGCUGUUCCAAGUUAUCUCGUACGUCAAAUAGUCCUCUUGAAGAAUCUUGCCGUGAAGACAGCUCAAAUAACAUGUGUGUAAAGCUAACUGAUGAAGAUAAUGUCACAAUGGUGGUACUUGAAGGUGGGAUAUUUUUAAUGGGCACUAACAACCCAGAGUUUCCAGAAGACGGAGAAAGUCCUGAAAGACAAGUUGCAAUUGAUCCUUUUUGGUUGGAUAAAACAGAAGUCAGUAAUGAACAAUUUCAAGCUUUCGUCGAAGCCACUGGUUAUGUAACUGAAGCUGAGAAGUUUGGAAACUCAUUUGUAUUCGAGAAGCUUAUUGAUGAAGAAACUUUAAGUACAAUAAAACAGGCAGUGGUGACUGCACCUUGGUGGUUACCAGUCAAUGGUUCUAGUUGGAAGCACCCUGAAGGCCCUAAAAGCUCAAUUAAGGCUCGAAUGGAUCAUCCAGUAGUUCAUGUUUCAUGGAACGAUGCAAUUGCCUAUUGUAAAUGGUUAGGUAAACGACUACCGACCGAAGCAGAAUGGGAAUAUGGUUGUCGUGGGGGACUGUCUCGGCGUCUAUAUCCAUGGGGUAGCAAAUUGAAUCCACACGGAAAGCAUUAUACAAACAUUUGGCAAGGAGAGUUUCCGUUCAAUGAUACAGGUGAAGAUGGUUUUAAAGGAACUGCUCCGGUUGAUUCAUUUCCUGCUAAUAAGUAUGGUCUGAAAAAUAUGAUUGGUAACGUUUGGGAAUGGACUAAUGAUUGGUGGUCAACUAAAUUUAGUAAUGAAAAAGCAAUUAACCCAACCGGACCCUCAGAAGGAAAAGAUAAGGUUCGCAAAGGCGGUUCUUUUAUGUGCAUUAAAUCUGUUUGUUAUAGGCAUCGUUGUGCUGCUCGUCAAUUCAACACUCCUGAUUCCAGUUCGAGCAAUGUUGGCUUUAGAUGUGCAAAAGAUUUUUCUUAAUAACCAUUCAUUGUUUUUAAAUAUAGAUCUCAAAAACUACAAAUGGAUGACAUUUCUUGUACAUAAGUCUUGCGUAGAGACACGUUUUAAAAGUGCAAAAUAAAUACAAUCUUCGACUCUUUGUGCAUUAAA